CUUUUAAUUAAUUCUCCGAAGAAACCUAAUCCAUUCUCCUCUUUCACUUUCUUCCUUGCUGGUGAAAUCCCUAUUCGCCGGCAACAGAAAUGGCCAAGUCAAAGAAUCACACAGCUCACAAUCAGUCGUAUAAGGCACACAGGAAUGGAAUCAAGAAACCCAGAAAGAAUCGUCACAGUUCAACCAAAGGGAUGGAUCCCAAGUUUUUGAGAAACCAGAGCUAUACUAGUUAA
Messenger RNA from Solanum dulcamara, 233 nucleotides. Its product is annotated as 60S ribosomal protein L29-1-like. The coding region runs from base 90 to 233 and encodes 47 amino acids. The record is from RefSeq and is a predicted model, not a curated record. The transcript has 3 exons. Gene Ontology annotation, biological process: cytoplasmic translation. NCBI's taxonomy places the organism in Eukaryota, Viridiplantae, Streptophyta, Magnoliopsida, Solanales, Solanaceae. Gene Ontology annotation, molecular function: structural constituent of ribosome. Gene Ontology annotation, cellular component: cytosolic large ribosomal subunit; ribosome.